Ailuropoda melanoleuca (giant panda) is the source of this 1520-nucleotide messenger RNA. RefSeq names its product growth differentiation factor 15 (gene GDF15). Gene Ontology annotation, molecular function: growth factor activity; cytokine activity. NCBI's taxonomy places the organism in Eukaryota, Metazoa, Chordata, Mammalia, Carnivora, Ursidae. The record is from RefSeq and is a predicted model, not a curated record. The transcript is spliced from 2 exons. The coding region runs from base 11 to 937 and encodes 308 amino acids. Gene Ontology annotation, cellular component: extracellular region.
UAGCACCGGCAUGCCUGGACAAGGUCUGACACCGCCACCCGGCUCUCCCAUGCUGCUGAUGCUGCUGAUGUUCUCGUGGCUGCCUUCGGGAGGCGCCCUGUCCCUGGCCCAGGAGCACCUCCCAGCCUUUCCGGGACCCUCAGACACGCACUCCAGUACGGAUGUCUCCAGAGCCCAGGAGUUUCGGAAACGCUACGCGCACCUGCAGACCAGGCUGUGGUUGAACCAAAGCCGGGCUGAUUCAAACUCUGACCUCAUCCCUGCAGCUCAAGUCCGGAUACUCACUCCAAAGCUGCGACUUGGGUCGGGCGGCCACCUGCACCUGCGCAUCGCCCGGGCCGACCUGACUGAGGGGCUCCCGGCGGCCUCUCGCCUGCAUCGGGCGCUGCUCAGGCUGUCCCCGACGGAGCCGAGUUCGUGGGACGUGACUCGGCCGCUGCAGCGUCAACUCAGCCUUGGAGGUUCUCGGGCACCUGUACUACGCCUGCGACUGUUGCCUCAGUGGGACCCGUUGGGAGCGACGUUGCCUUCUGCACGUCCCCAGCUUGAGCUGCACUGGCGGCCACGUGCGGCCAGGGGGCGCCGCAACGCGCAUGCGCACGGCGGGGAUGGUUGCCCCCUCGGGGAGGGGCGCUGCUGCCGCCUUCAAAGCCUGCGCGCGUCGCUCGAGGACUUGGGUUGGGCCGACUGGGUGGUGGCGCCUCGCGAGCUAGACGUGCGCAUGUGUGUUGGCGCGUGCCCAAGCCAGUUCCGGUCGGCUAACACGCACGCGCAGAUGCAGGCGCGCCUGCAUGGCCUGAAUCCCGAAGCUGCGCCUGCGCCGUGCUGCGUGCCCGCCAGCUAUGAGCCGGUGGUGCUCAUGCACCAAGACAGUGACGGUCGCGUGUCGCUUACGCCCUUCGACGACCUCGUGGCCAAGGACUGCCACUGCGUAUGAGUGGCCCUAGUCUUUCACUUUUACGGCUUGUGAGCGAUGGAAGUGACCUCAGAGAUCCUUGCCUGUCGAAUGGGCUUGUGGGACCUGAGAUACCCGAUUUCCCACCACUGCUGUCUACCCCGUCCCGCCCAAACCUCUGUAUUUAUAAGUUUGUAUUUAUUAUUAAUUUAUUGGGAUGAUCUCCCUGGUGACUGGAGGGCUAGGGAGAGCUGGUCUGACGGUGUGCACUUAUUUAAAACUGUGGUAAUAAAAAUAAAGCUGUCUGACCUGAGCCCCGUGGUGUCCAGGAUGAAGCUGGUGACGCUGGGAAAAGCCUUCCCCUCCCUGGCGUCAGUUUUCACAGGGGACCUCGUAUCAGGGUGAGCGGAACCUUUCAGGGAAUGCGUGGUGGGGUGUUCUGGGAUGUCAGGCAGUUGGGUGGUGCUCAUGACACUGAUGUACUUCAAGGACACCCUUCUCUCUGUCUCUGCUUCUCUCUCUCCUUGUUCCUCGGUUUCUGUUUCUGAGACCCUUCUGGGUGUCAGUUUCCCUCCAUAUCUCGUCUCUCAGUAUUCCUGUUUCUGUAGUUAUAUGGUCCUGUCUC